Molecule: messenger RNA, 501 nt
Organism: Lactuca saligna
Lineage: Eukaryota; Viridiplantae; Streptophyta; Magnoliopsida; Asterales; Asteraceae
Source: the annotation of a GenBank genome assembly
AUGAUUCGCAUAACGAAUUCCGGCUACAAAACGUCAAUGAAGUUUCUUUACAGUUACGGCGGAAAGAUUCUGCCACGUCAGAUUGACGGCAAGCUCCGAUACGUUGGCGGUCACACUAGAGUUCUCACCGUCGACUGCACCGUGACGUACUUGGACUUGAUCUUUAAGUUUUGGGAAGCGUGUGGAUUCACCGGUGAUUUGAAGUGUAAGCUUCCUUCAGAAGAUCUCGACAUGCUUGUGUCUGUCACUUGUGAUGAGGAUCUUGCUGCCGUCGUGGAGGAAUACGAUCGAGUAUCUCCUGACGCGAAGAUUAGAGUUGUACUUUGUUCUCUCAACUCGGCAAAGACGAUUGCUACUGCUCUAGCCGUUGAAUCACUCUUCAAAUUUUCUGCCUCGAAACUGCCGCAGUACCCUGUAGUUGCUAAUUCUGCCAUCCGAAAAGCAACGCGACAAUGCCAUGUGGUUGAUUUUGCAGCUUACUAUACUCGUGUCGGAUCUUGA